AGGACUCCAACAGGUGCAGGGCUUGAACCAAGACCCUUCAGUUUUCAAGGCAAUAGCCCCAAACAGUUCUUUAGUUUGAGGUCGUUCUCUGUCAGAGUAACCUAUUAUUGGGGAAAGGUUUGAUCGGAUGGUAGCUUUGAAUUUGUUCAUAUGAACAGCACCAAUAAGGAACUUUGUAGAAAAGAUGCUUUACUAUGUUACGAAGCCCAAAGGUGUGUUACCCCUGAGUAUCUUGGUUACUUUAAAUAAUUUUGGAUGGCUGGGGAACUACCUGCUGUUGGUUAAGACUGUUGACAUGGAUCUUUGAGUUCUUCCAUUUGACUGGACAGGUUUUCUCACAUCAGUUCAUUAGCUGUUGUUCAGAACAACCCGAUAACCAAGAAGACUCCAUCCGAGUUUCUGUUUGAAUGUAUUUGCAUAUUUUUCUUUACUUUUGUUCCUAAUUACAUCUGACGUGGGACAAAUCCAUGGCAUCUGACUAACCCUCAGUUUGCUGCUGAUGUGUGGAAAACCAUACUGCAUAGAGAAGAGUGGUGGAAAAGGCAAAGGAAAGCAAAUCUGCAUGCGGGGCCUCUGGGUGACAGUGACGUCAGGUGGAGAAAAGAGAAUCACUUCAAACUCAAAGGAUCCAGGAAGUCACUUCUUGCUAAAAACUCCACUGCCACGAGACAGUGAGAGUUAGUUCCUCAGAAAGUGCAUGAGGCCACAUCACCUUCCUCUUACUCUACGUCUCUCUGCACCAACAUGAUCAACACCUACAACAACAACCUGCCUGCGCCGCCGGUGCCUCCACGCGCAAGGGCACCAGGUUCGGUGCCAGGACUCGAGCUGGGCCCACCUCCAGUUAUAGCUCCAGCUCCAGCUCCAGCUCCAGAACCCCAGCGGAACAAGUCACACAUACGCUUCUUGGCUGUUGUCUUUGUGCUCCAUGCGGUGGUGACAACGGUGAUGUUCGUCUACUUGUUCAGCAUGAACUUCAGGACCAGAGAUAGCGAAGACCAGGUUUCAGACCACUAUGAUGAAGUACUGAGAAGACUGCACAAGUGUAAUGAAGAUACAACAAAUGACAAAUCACUGCUCGAGUGUUUGAACAAGUCAGAGAAGCUCAGUAGAGUGAUGGCAAAGGACUUCCAGACAGGAGGAAAAGAAGCACAUUCCGAAGCCAGCCUGUACGAUGGGUGGGGGGCAGUGGCCCAUAUGAAGGUGGAUGAAGCAUCCAGCAAAUCACCGAAUACUCUGCGGUGGAAGGGAGACCAUUCCAUUCUGAGGAACGUCAACCACCUCCCUACCGGCAUGCUGCAAGUCCGCCAGCCAGGCUACUACUACAUCUACUCCCAAGUCACCUUCUCCAAAGCCGUUCCCAAAAUUCCCCUCACCCAAACCAUAACGCGGUGGAGCGUCUCUCCCGAUAAACCAAAAGCGGACCUCCUGCUCAAAGCUUUCUGCAACUGGACCAACGAGGGGGUGUGCACAUCUUUCCAAGGGGGAGUCUUCAAGCUCGAGAAGGGACAGAAGCUCGCCGUUCAGGUGGCUGACACAAGCCUGGUUAGUUUUGAUGAUACAGCCACCACUUUCGGAUUAUUCCUGCUGCAACAAACUCCAUAAAAAAAAACAAGCAAGAACAGUAAUUUCUUGUGGAAGACACAACCACAGGCAAUCCGCCACUUUCGCUGCAAAAAAGUGACUGAGGACAGGAUGAUGUUCAGUACAAUGGACAUGAAGGACAUCAAGGACGAAGGUUAGGUGCAUAUCCAUCUUUUCAAUUUUGAUAAAUGAAAUCCUCAGACACGAAAAAGAAAAUCUUUGUUGGCAUAUUGAAUGUUCGUUGAGUGAUAGCAGUGCUCACGUUGGCACAUGUUCAUUUUAACAGUAUACUUGUAGCAGCACUACACACCAGUUCUGGGCCAGGAGAAGAACUUGAAACAAACUGUCCUGAUGUUUAUUGGCUUUUCGCCUCCUGUUAUGCCAACUCCUAGUGAAUGUACAGAGCAAGUUUGGAACGAACAAGCUGAAAUGUUGGCGAACAUGGCAACGAACAAGACUGAAAAAAUUGCAAGGACCGGGCAGUGUAAUUUCAGUGGUGGAACUAUGAUAACAUAUGUGAAAACAAAUGACCAAAUGAGAAAAGUCAAAGACAAAAAAAGCGUUGGGCUCUAGCUGUGAUUUGCCUUUUGUGAAAUGAUACCCAUUGUAAAACCUUCCGGAAAAUUGAAAGCUCAUCACAACAUGAGAAAUAUGAACAUGAAGAUGAAAUUAUAAAGCUGUUCAUGAUAUCCCGAAGGACAGCCUGCAGGUAUGCUGAAUAAGAGAUAUGAGGCUGGCUGCACUUCUUUUUAUGACAUCACAGCUUACACAAUGAAAUUAGAAAAACCCAUCUACGGUUCCAUUUAACCCGUGUUAUUCACAGUGAGUGUUCUGAAACACGUGCACAUGCACUUUCUUCUCUGAUCACGUAUUUUUGUUAUAUUUUGAUAUACCUAGGUGCAGACUAGAAGUAAUGUACAGUAUUCUGUAUACUCAUACUGCUUUUCGUAUCCAAUUUUUCAGAAACGUGUUUGAUUAAAAUACCAAAACUCUCAAAAGACACAUUGUACCUGGUAGCUGACCAGAAUUACCAAGUGAAAAAGUAAAAACGUCUGAUGCAAAACUGACCCUUUCCUUGAUAUGGUUUUAAAGUUAGGUUAGAAAAAGAUAUUCACUUUUUUGUUUUUGCAAAUGUGCGUUUGUAUAAAGCUUAAUUUAUUGCUUCUUAGAUGUCUGUAAUCACUGCCGAAUGUUAAAAUUGCUAUAUUUAUGGAAAAAAAAACAAUUAUGUCGUCUACGACGUUGUAUUUAUAUUAAAGAAAACUUUUCAAUGGCAGUUAAGUCUACGUGUUUCAACCGAGACCUGAGAAACAGUGUCAGGAGCCUGGAAUUUGCAUCACGAAGCUGUAAUUCAUCGACCACUAAAAGAUUUUUCAAGCUGGAAGAUACACGUACGGUGUG
Molecule: messenger RNA, 2985 nt
Organism: Scleropages formosus (Asian bonytongue)
Lineage: Eukaryota; Metazoa; Chordata; Actinopteri; Osteoglossiformes; Osteoglossidae
Product: CD40 ligand-like
Exons: 5
Coding region: 745-1605 (286 amino acids)
Biological process (GO): immune response
Cellular component (GO): membrane
Molecular function (GO): tumor necrosis factor receptor binding
Source: RefSeq, a predicted model, not a curated record